AUGGACGGAUCCUCCAGCCCACGAUGGGCUCGCGGGUGCAAACCCGUUGCGAUCAAUCCUCUCCCGGCGUCGUUUGUGACGUUUUUCCCAGCGGCCAGCGAGGCCAAGACGAAAUCCCUCGAAACUUCGUGGGCAGACAAGUUUGUUGCCCAAAGACCAGCGACAAUCUCCCGCGCCUGGUGCCGCGUCCCCGUCGCGGCCGGUCCUUUGACCAUUCAUAGAGGCAGAACAAUCAUGAAGCGAGUUGGCCGACCAGCGAGCGCUCCGGCAGUGAGGCCACAACAGGCCGCUGCCGUUGAAGCUGCUGCUGAGGAUCCAGAAGAGAUACAGAGGGCGAGCCGUCGUAGACUCAAUUCGUUUGUGCCACCAGCUUAUGACGCUGAGCUGGAGCUGGCAGGAUCACCUCCAUCUCGAGCAGAGGUUGUCAACAUAAUGAUCCGUGCCAAGGUCAACGUCGCAAACUGCUUCCUCCGCGAAGAGCACUCCAACCUAUCAGCACAGAAACUCGUGGCCAAGCAGAGCACAUUCUCCAAGUUGAUUGUUCCUUUGAAGCGCCGCUUCCACGAUUACUCCUCCAUUGACCUUGAAUACGCCAGCGGUGGCAAUAGAAUUGCCAUUUUCAGCGAGCUCGAUCCCAUCAUCUCCAAAGCUCUCCAGACCGGCGCCACAGAGAUCGACGUCAGCAUGGCAUCCAUCACAGAGGCCUCAGCCAACCUCCAAUCGACCCGUCGUAACCCACGAACGUCCCUCGCCGCUAGCGGCACACCAGACCUACCAGACAUUGCAGACAUUGCUGAGCCAUCGAGCCCUCUGGCUUUGGAACCGAACGAGUCUAGGACCGACGCCAAGUCGCCUACGAAGAGAUCUACCCAAUCACCAAGCCCGACAAAGAACAAAAGCUUCCGCAAGAGACUCAGCGACACCAUUGUCAAGCUGCUGCCUGCUUCCAGCCCUCGUGCUGAACCCUCUCCCAUUAAGCCAGCUAGUCCUCCGACACCCAAGAGAGAUUCUCGCGAAAGAAGAGGAUCCAUCAUUAUCAGAAGCCCCAAUACAACAAGAUCGCCAUUGUCGUCAAAUUCAACCCCUGGCCUGAUUCAGUGGCCCGGCAGAAUGUCCAAAGAAUCACCUUUUGCGCGUUGGCGGCCAAAGCGCAAGUCAGAGCCCGUCACUCGUCUUUUACCAGAGUUCCCAUCUCCUUCUCGCAACGACUUCUCUCCUGUUAGCUCUAUAGCGCCUGAAUCUCCUAUUCGCCACCUUCGCCCUCGCGAGCCUACCCCUUCCAAAUGGUACAGCUUCCAGCCUUCAACGCCUAGCAGAAAACCAACUUCUAAGGCAGCUAUGCACAGCUACGAUGGCGAAUUGGAACUAGUCAAGACUCUACCCUCGUGGAUGCAGCACACCGAAUCAACCUCUGCACUCGAAAACUGCGACCUCAGCAAUAUCGAUUUUGGACCCGCCUCUCCCUCAUUCACCAGUUCAGUUUCCUGGAUGAACAGCCCUGAGAGUGCCAGUGAGAGAGAGCGCACCAGAAUCAUCAGGCGACGCAAGAGUGAGCCGCUGUUCAGAAGCUUGCUCAAAACUCAGACUUCGCGGCGAAUCUCACUUUCACCUCAGAAAAUUGAGGGCGCGAGCGGGGUUAUGCCUCCCUCUGAACUUUUCUCCCACCUUGAAGAAAUCCCCCAAACUUCUAGUCUUUUCAAUAUUUCUGAAAGCUCUAAUCUUCUCGCAUCAUCUUCAGCCAGCAUUUCUGCAAGUAUCAACUCUCUAGCAUCGCCUUCAGCCAACGUGUCUGAACUUUCCAAUCUUCCUACAGCUCUAGCCAACGUGCCCGACUCAUUAUCAAUAAAUACCAUCGAACAAGCCGACGAGAACAUGGAUGCUCUCAACGCGCAAUACAAGGGGAGGAUGAAGGCUAUCAUGAGAGCCACCGGUAGCACCCUCGACGCCGACGAUGUCUUCAAGCCCGACAAUGAGCAAACCGCAGUGGAACGACUGGCCAAGAUGGCAGAGACUCAGUGCAAUGGCCACGCUAAGGUCGUGGUCGCCAAGGAGAACGGAAGACUUUUUGUUCGGUUUAAGCUGCCGUUUGAAUAUUCCCACCUCUUCCCCGAGUGCCAAGGUGCAGACGAGAAUCACAUCUCGAGCUCUCUCUCUAUUUCCAAAUCGCCACGAGUCCAGGCUCCUCCUCUUUCUUCUCCGAGACCUCCAAUGACGGAGGAUGAGAUGUGGGAGCUGGAGGAAGAACUUUACCUCGAAGAGUGCGCAGCACAGGAUAAUACCCUCGCCGUUUCGGACUUUGGCAGCUCCCCUGUGAAGCAGCAGAGCACCACUUCACCCGCCUAUGACAGGCUGCCAACAAGCUCGCCUGCUAAGCAAAGCAAUACCUCUCCGGCCUACGACAGGCUUCCUACCAGCUCACCCUCGCUGGCGCCGCAAGACUCGAACGACGUCAGCAUAACUUUCCCUGACGUCUCCUACGAGCUUGAAGGCAAUACUACUAUUCCUGGUCUCACGGCCUCGUCGCCUGUCAAGACCCCCAUCCAGAGCAAGUUCACGAUCAAUUCGGACAGCUCCUCGCUCUCUGACCUCGAAAGCACACCACCCAUGAGCAAGUCAGCCGAGCUUAGCAUGGCCAAGCUGGCCACCACCACCACCACCAAUGAGAAAGCGCAAGAAGAAGCUGAUCUCAAUCUCUCUUUCACGCCCGUCAACCGCAAGUCAGCUCCUAAAGCCAACGUCGAGAAGGAAGCCGAAAAGUCACAGCCUGCGCCUUCGUCAGUUACCAACCGCGCCGAUUCACCAGAGCGUGAUUACAUGCGAGACUUUAUCCGGCGCUCAAAGCACAGGCGGUCUUCGACCACGACUACGGCUCUCGGCUCUCCGAUCGCACAGAACCAGCGACAACCUCUCGGCGCUAGAAGCCCUAACAUGGAGACUCAGCAGCCAGAGAAGCGCAAGUUCGAGAGCAGCGAAGGCGAUGAGAACGAGGCUGCAGCCGAGCCUGCCGCAAAGAAGAUCCGCCGUCCCCGAUCCACCCCGCCGAGGCCUGCUGCCGCAGCUGCCAACGCGGACUCGGGUGAUGAGGAUCCUCUUUCGGUGGAUGCCGCUGCUCCUCCGGCUGCCCCAUCCCCAGCCCCUCCCGCCUCUGAUUCUUCCUCCCGCCGAUCGUCUCGCCUCAGGACCAGAAGUGCUAUCCCGAAGCCUUCUGGUCCGGCACCUGUCCGGGUGGGGCGUCCUGUUGGACGUCCGCGCACCGAGAAGGGGAACGUGGUGGACAUUGUCCACCAGACUCGCGCCAACACCCGCCGUAACAAGGGGAAGGCCGAGUACCCUUCUCAGGUGCUCGCCCGGCAGGCCGAGGCGGCAGGAGAAGCAGAGGAGGAGGUCGGCGCCCAGGGAUCCGACCAGCCCGCUGCCGCAGCAGUCCCCAGGACUCGCCGCGGCAAAAGCGUGGUCUGGAAGGAGCCCCUGGCCGACUUCCACGAGGAGGAGGCCAAGCCCCAGGCGGCCAAGCCCAAGCGAGGCCGGCCCGCAGGGGCUGCCGGUUCCAAGACCACGGCAGCGAGGCCCUCUGGCGCAAACCGCGUCAGCAAGCCCACGCCGAAGGUCUCGGCAGUUGCUGCCCGGCAGCGAACCUCACGGAUCGCUGCCGGCCUGGGCAUGGCCGGUAACGGGACCCCCGCUCCGAAGCGGGCGACCCGUGCGUCGACCCGGAGCCGAAAGUAA
Molecule: messenger RNA, 3726 nt
Organism: Trichoderma asperellum CBS 433.97
Lineage: Eukaryota; Fungi; Ascomycota; Sordariomycetes; Hypocreales; Hypocreaceae
Source: RefSeq, a predicted model, not a curated record